AUGCCCACGUUGGCUCCCGCAGUGUCUCUGCUAGCGCGUGCUAUUGGGGUGACUGCAAGACUGCGAGUGCUGUUCCGGGCAAGAAGCGUUCCUUGCCAGCAAGUGGGAUUGUGCGCUCUGAGCAUUCUACACAAACUGAACCUUGGCUAUCGGCAUGGUGACCCAAGAGAAUCGCAAACCCCGGCAAACCCCGCCGUCACUUGCUCUAAGGCAGAGCCUGAUGGCGGCACUUACACCAAAGCUGGGCCGCAGCAAGUCGACGGCCAAACGCUCAAUUGCAACGGCGGCACAACCUGCGACAUCUUGCAAUCUGUAUCCGUCUCCGUUUCUUCAUCUCUCACGAAUGAGAAGUCUGUGACCCAUAGCCAGGGCGAUAGUUUGUCUGUGAGUAUGAUGGCUGGGUACAUGAUCCUGGGCCCCACGGCGACUGUUACGGUUGGAUACACACACGAUUGGUCCACCGCACUUACGGAAGGCAUGGCCAUGACCGAUACGCGCACGACAACGAAGACUCUGACGCUGAGCAUCCGCCUUGUUCCUGGUGUCGACUUCAAUGCAUGGUUUACCCCGACGCUCAAUUGCCAGCCGUUCAAGAUCACGUGCAACGACGUUGAGCAGAGCCUUGAGAAGUGCGAGCCGGUUCGCGACAGCAACGGUGACCCUGCUGGCGACAGUGGCAUCAUGGCGAUUGGCUAG
Messenger RNA from Trematosphaeria pertusa, 696 nucleotides. RefSeq lists its product as uncharacterized. NCBI's taxonomy places the organism in Eukaryota, Fungi, Ascomycota, Dothideomycetes, Pleosporales, Trematosphaeriaceae. Bases 1 to 696 code for a protein of 231 amino acids. The record is from RefSeq and is a predicted model, not a curated record. The transcript has 3 exons.